UUGAGUUAAGAGAUUCGAAUACACUCAAGGAUGAUAUGUCAAUUUGAAAUCGACAUUCAUUGUAACCUCAAUUUCAACAAGGUGGCUCAUAGCACGGAGCUAGGCCAUUGGUCGCGGGACUAUUUGUCUUUCAUCAUUUCUCAUUGUUCUGGGAGGAAGGAAUCAUGAUCAGCCUCCGCCUCCCCAGAAAGAAAAGGAAUGCAUCGUCUGAGAUUGUAUACGAAGCCUUAUACAAGAAGAAGUGACCUGCUGCUUUCAUUUAACAUCGCCCUUUCAUUUAGUUCCCUCCCAUCUUUUAACGCGUCCGUCCAUUGCCAUGGCUUCACCUCCUUCUACGACCGCCUUCUACGGUCAUGUAAUAGCUUGAACUUUCUCAAACAAUUACACUCCUCCCUUACUACUUCGGGCUUCAUUGCGCAAAGCCCUCAUUUGAGCGCCCAGGUUAUAAUCAAAUAUUCUAUUCUCGGAGAACCCAAAAUUGCUCGGUCCCUUUUUGAUGGCAUCCACCAUGGACGCGGUUCUUUCCUCUGGAAUACCAUGGUUCGGGCCUACGCAAAUAGUGGGCGCUGUUCUGAAACGCUGGAGCUCUAUUCGCUCAUGCGGAAAACUGGCAUAGCACCUAACAAUUAUACAUUCCCCUUUGUCUUUAAAGUAUGCGCUUCCCAGUCAUUAAUUUUGCAAGGAAAACUGGUUCAUGCAGACACCAUAAGGACUGGGUUUGAUUCAGAUGUAUUUGUUCAGGCUGCCCUGGUGGACAUGUAUUCAAAGUGUGGUCAAUUUGUGGACGGUCGUAGGGUGUUCGACAGAAUGCCUGAGAGGGAUCUCGUCUGCUGGACUGCCAUGAUCACAGCUUACGAGCAGGCUGAGAGGCCCCAACAGUCGCUCAUGUUGUUCCAUGAGAUGCAGAAAAAUGGUCUUUCGGCAGAUUUUGUAACGGCAGUCACUGUUGCCUCAGCUGUUGGCCAGUUGGGCGAUGUCAAGAGGGCUCAAUCUGUUCAUGCCUACAUCAUUCGUAAUGCAUUCUGUAAAGAUGUCUCUGUUGGGAACUCAAUCAUAGCCAUGUACGCAAAGUGUGGGAAUAUGGACAAGGCCCGUUUGGUGUUUGAUCGACUGGAGAAAAGAGAUGGCAUUUCAUGGAAUUCUACGCUUUCGGGCUAUACUCAAAAUGGGCUGGCUAGUGAAGCUCUGUUACUUUUUGACCAAAUGCAAGCUUCUGGUUGUAAACCUAAUCCGGUGACGGCAUUAAUCAUUGUUUCUGCUUGUGCUUAUCUUGGAUCUCGGCAUCUUGGAAGGAAACUCCACAAUUUUAUUGUUGAUAGCAGAAUAGAAAUGGAUGUGACGCUUUGGAAUGCAAUUAUGGAUAUGUAUGCAAAAUGUGGUGAUCUAAAUGCUGCUGUUGAAAUGUUUAAUGGGUGUCACCCUGACGGAAGGGAUGUUAGUUCUUGGAAUGUAUUGAUUUCAGGGUAUGGCAUGCAUGGACUUGGAAAAGAAGCACUUGACCUCUUCUCUAGAAUGCAAGUAGAAGGCAUCAAGCCCAACCAUAUCACCUUUGCUUCCAUUCUUUCUGCUUGUAGUCAUGCAGGCCUUAUUGAUGAGGGAAGGAAGUGUUUUGCAAACAUGGAAACUUUCUUUGUGACACCCAUGGUUAAACACUAUGCUUGCAUGGUUGAUCUUCUUGGACGAGCUGGAUUCUUAUAUGAAGCUUUUGAUUUGAUCAAAGAGAUGCCAUUACAGCCAAAUGACGGGGUAUGGGGUGCAUUGCUUUUGGCUUGCAGAAUCCAUGGAAAUACUGAGUUGGGUGAAAUAGCGGCUAGUAAUCUGUUCCAGCUUGAGCCAGAACAUAGCGGAUACUAUGUUCUUAUGUCGAAUAUAUACGCAGCAUCAAGAAAAUGGCAAGAAGUUGGGAAACUGAGACAGGAUAUAAAGAAGAUGGGGUUGAGGAAACCCGCAGCCUUCAGUGUGAUUGAACUUGGUAAAGAGGUUCAUGGAUUCCACACUGCUGAUCGGUCAAAUGUAUAUUUUAGAGAAGUUUACAGGAAGGUAGAGAGCUUGGUGGUUGAGAUGAAAAUGGCAGGUUACAUGCCAGACUUGUCAUGCGUUUUGCAUGAUGUAGAAGAGGAAGACAAGGAGCACAUCCUCAACUAUCACAGCGAGAAGCUCGCUGUUGCUUUAGGAAUUAUGAAGAUUAAACCGGAAAUGGAAAUUCAUGUUACCAAGAACCUAAGGGUUUGCAAUGAUUGUCAUUCGGCCUUCAAGGUUGUUUCGUAUAUUUAUGGAAGGAAGAUCACUAUAAGAGAUGCAAACCGAUUCCAUCAUUUCCAAGGUGGUAUAUGCUCGUGCAAGGAUUACUGGUAAGCCACCAUGCUAUGGCCCAAAACUUGGCUUUCUAGUUCCGAGAUUUUAGAAGAACCAUUCACCCAUAUGGAUAUGGGAAUACAUUGAUGUGGAAUCUCAUUGGUAGGUACAGUACACAUUCUUUUGGAGGAAAACUCAUUGGCAUACCAAUAGUCCCUAGUGACCUCAAUCGUAGGGGAAAAAAUCUUAUGAUAUUGCAAACCCAAUUAAUUUCAUGGCACUAAUUUCUCAGCUUCUAUUUUUAUGAAGAAAUUGAUCUAUAAUAGACAAUCUUUUGAGGAUUUGCUACAGGC
This is a messenger RNA of Malania oleifera, 2648 nucleotides long. Its product is annotated as pentatricopeptide repeat-containing protein At3g26782, mitochondrial-like. The record is from RefSeq and is a predicted model, not a curated record. Gene Ontology annotation, biological process: RNA modification. The transcript has a single exon. Lineage: Eukaryota; Viridiplantae; Streptophyta; Magnoliopsida; Santalales; Ximeniaceae. Gene Ontology annotation, molecular function: RNA binding; zinc ion binding; protein binding. The coding region runs from base 199 to 2355 and encodes 718 amino acids.